This is a messenger RNA of Coregonus clupeaformis (lake whitefish), 1614 nucleotides long. Its product is annotated as pleckstrin homology domain-containing family A member 3-like. Gene Ontology annotation, cellular component: trans-Golgi network; recycling endosome; early endosome. Gene Ontology annotation, biological process: receptor recycling; endosome organization; retrograde transport, endosome to Golgi. The record is from RefSeq and is a predicted model, not a curated record. NCBI's taxonomy places the organism in Eukaryota, Metazoa, Chordata, Actinopteri, Salmoniformes, Salmonidae.
AGCAACAUUUGUUUACAAAUGUAGCUAGCUAGGUAGAAAGCAAUCAGCUGGCAAUCGGCUAUUCAACGCUAGUUCAAUAACAAAAUGAACGGAAUUCACCCUGUGUUGUUGUCUGACGCAUAGUCAUUCACAUGGCAUUAUCUACUGUGAGAUUAACAUAUAUCUUUAGUUUGGUUUUAGCUAGCUUGCAUCAUGAAGUUGGCAAGCUAAAUGGCUUGCUAGCUUUGGUAUCAGUAUUAGGUAGCGACGAGAUUUUGGGGGACAAGUGGGUCGUGUGGUAUUUCUGCAAGCACAUUAUGGAAGGAGUUCUCUAUAAGUGGACAAAUUAUAUGACAGGGUGGCAGCCGCGCUGGUUUGUUUUAGACGAUGGGAUCAUUUCCUACUAUGAUUCUCAAGAUGAUGUCUGCAAAGGAAGCAAAGGAAGUAUUAAGAUGUCCGUCUGUGAAAUCAAAGUUCACCCCACUGACAAUACCAGACUGGAACUGAUCAUACCAGGAGAGCAGCAUUUUUACGUCAAAGCUGUCAAUGCUGCCGAACGUCAGAAGUGGCUUGUGGCACUUGGAAGUUCCAAAGCUGGCCUUGCUGACACGGGGCAAAGAAAAAAAGAAAUAACAGAGACGACAGAAUCUCUGAAAACGAAGAUGUCUGAGCUGCGUCUCUACUGUGACUUGCUAAUGCAGCAGGUCCACACAAUAAAGGAGUCUGUGGACCAGGAGGACCAGGAAGGAGACCACUUCAAUUCCAGCUCGGAGACUCUGAAUGAAGCCUCCUCUUUACUGAGUGCCACGUGUAACACCUUCAUCAAAACACUGGAAGAAUGUAUGAAGAUGGCCAACUCCAAGUUCAAGACAGACAUGGUGCUGUUGAACCCUCCAGAUGACAUGAUGAUGUCCCCUGUUUCUCCGUCCCCAGUACAGAUGGCCCGGAUGAAGUGGUCCAUAAAUCACCCGGGCACGUACAAUUUCGACAGGUCUGGCCUCCCGCCAAAGGAGGGUGUGUUAUCAGGUCAAAGGUCAACCCAGAGGAGGACACGGACUUGUUCGGACACAGAGGCUCACAGUGACAGCUGUGUUUAUGAGAUGGACCGCGCUGCUGUGCUGUGUCUCAAUGCCAGUGUGAACAGGGACUCCUCCCACAGUAUCCCUGAGGAGAGUGGUGCCAUCAGUCCUACCAGUCCCAGAGCCAUGUCAGACACAGACACUCCAGAGACUGACCUGUCUAUCUGACCUGUCCUGUCACUCACCAAAUACAUUACAGUGGCUUCAGAUAAAGAGAGACUGGGCCCGAAUUCACAAACUUUCAUAAGAAUAUAUUUGAGAGGUUCUAAGAAAAUCAUGAAUUCUUACGAAUAUUUUUGAGGAAUUGCACUUAUGAACAAUAUUAUGGACUUUUUUUUAAAAUUUUCUUAAGAAGCUUAUUUUUUCUUUAGAAGUGUUUUGUGAAUCCAGGCCUUGGAGUUGAGAUUGGUAGUCUACUGUCAAGUAACUGGUCCGUCUGGUCAAUAGGCCUGUGCAAACUUGUAGGCAUAGUACUGUAUAUAUUUUAUGAAGAAUUAAUAAUGACUUGGCUAAAGCGUAAAUAGUUGUGAAUUCUGCAGAGCUGUAUGUAAUCAGA